This is a messenger RNA of Dermacentor andersoni, 1846 nucleotides long. The record is from RefSeq and is a predicted model, not a curated record. Lineage: Eukaryota; Metazoa; Arthropoda; Arachnida; Ixodida; Ixodidae.
GGCAAGGAACCGAAAUUACUGGAAGAAACAGAAUAUCGCUCAAGAAGCCUUUUCCUUGGUUAUCGGCCCAACGAUUCGAAUAUUUUUCAAGCCUCUCCACGACAUAGAUGAUCAGCGCUACAAGAAGUUUGGCAGAGUUUUCGGGUAAGUGCUAUAAUUUCUUUUAAUAUCUUGCCUUAUAUGUGUAAGGAAGAACCGACAUCUCGCUUGCGUCUUGCCUCUUGACAUCUGCAGGACCUACGAAGGAGGGAAACCGACUCUGAUGGUUGGUGAGCCAGAACUCGUGAAGCAGAUGCUUGUCAAAGACUUUCCACUGCUUUGCAACAGACGGCCGCUGCAAUUUUUCGACCCGAUUCUGGACAACAUGAUGACCAUUGCUCCCGUGGAACGAUGGAGAAAGAUAAGACCUUCAGCAAGUCCGGCAUUCACCACUGGAAAACUCCGCAGGAUGAAUGAACUAAUCCAAGCGUGUGCCGAGAUAACGCCGGAGCACCUCAAGAACGCUGCUCAGCAGAAAAAAGACAUUGAUGUCAAGCAGUUUUAUGGUCACUAUGCUCUGGAUGUCAUCGCGAAAUGCGCUUUCGGCACGAAGUUGGACUCUCACACCGACGCCACUAACGAAUUUGUGACGAAAGCAAGGAAAGCAUUCUCUAGCGGAGUUACCCUGCCUCUGCUGAUGCUGUUUCUCUUCCCUGGCUUAAUGAAGGCUUUGAAAGUGAAGGCAUUAAACUCGGAAAUUUUUCAAUACUUCAAGGACGUUUCCGUGAACAUCAUCCAAAAGAGAAAGGAUGAGCAUCACCUUGCGACCAGGUACAUUUUCAGCGCUAUUAUAGCGCUUCAACUGAAAUCACGCCCCGUUUUAGUAUUUAUUUAUUUUAUUUAUUUAUUUAGCGCCAGGAAGACUUUCUGCAACUCAUGGUGGAUGCUCAGGAGGGCGCCCUUCACGAAACUGCCGAGUCUACACCCGGUAAGGAGGCCGCAGAAAUCUUCAAUCCAAAUUCUGAGGCCAAGAACGACAUCACUUUCAUUUCUAAGGGGAAAGGAGCCAAGCCUUGAUGUUGUUUCCAAGCUGCCAUAUUUGCAUUGCGUUGUGUCGGAGGUCUUGAGAACGUACCCACCAGAAUCACGAGUGCAAUAUUUGCAAAUUAUUUUUGUCCUCGAGAGGUCGGCGCACGAGGACUACGUUCUCGGUGAUACGGGGAUCCGGGUACCCAAGGGAUGUGUCAUAGGAGUACCGGUGUAUUCUAUGCAUCACGACCCAGAGUUUUUCCCCAAUCCAGAGAUGUUCGACCCCGACAGGUUCAGUGAAGAAAACGUCGGUUCCAUACGGCCAUACUCGUACCUGCCUUUCGGAGCACGACCUCGAAACUGCAUAGGCAUUCGCUUCGCCUUGCACGCCAUGCACGCCAUCAAAUUGUCUCUUCUGCAUUCCAUACAUAGCGUGCAGCUUGUGCUCACGGAGAAAACAGAGGUGCCCCUCAAGUUCCUCCCAGGCGUCGGCAUUAUGAAUGCUAAGAAUGUCACCGUGGGCAUCAGGGAGAGGCCGGGGCGGUGACGCUGGACGAAUGUGUUGUGCGCGAAAUAUUUGAACGAAAAAACCAGUCAGAAAUCGUUCAAGUAUGUACCAACUGACCCAGAUUUCAACCCUUCCGCGAAAUAUUGGCAGCAACGCGAAGCGUCACCCGCUUUUACAGUGUCUUGAUGCCCGUACAUGGCCUAUCAAAAGAAAACUUCCGCGUACAUAAAAGUUGCGCUUUAUUUCCUUUAGCAGCUGGCGCAGCUUGGAAUAAACUUCUUUGUACAGAGUCUUUUUGCUGGAGCAUAUAAAAUCCUGUAACCGUUUCAA